Molecule: messenger RNA, 395 nt
Organism: Amoebophrya sp. A120
Lineage: Eukaryota; Dinophyceae; Syndiniales; Amoebophryaceae
Source: the annotation of a GenBank genome assembly
AUGAUGAUGCUCUUUUUAGAGGCGAAGAUAAUCAGGACCGGUGACGGGAGCUGUCCAUGGUGCCCCUUCACGUCGCUGCGCGCUCCAGUUUUUCCGGACCGGUCCGGACCGGCGUCGCGACUUUAUACCUUCACCUGCCUAGUUUAUUCGGGGGUCGAAUUUUUUCGAAUUUUCACAAUUCCUAGAAAGUUCCACUUAGUAAUGAAACACUUUUCCAAUACAGUUCUUCACGACCACAAAAGGGACAUUGGGCUUUGGAAAUGUAAGAUUUGUGCUUCGAGAUCGAGGUGGUUUUUCGAGUUUCUCUCAAAUGAUAAAUGCUCCCCACUAAUAUCUUGCUGUAACUCAACCUGAACUCCCAUGAUGUGUAUGAUAGGUGGAAAAUAACACAAGAC